Messenger RNA from Pelecanus crispus (Dalmatian pelican), 267 nucleotides. NCBI's taxonomy places the organism in Eukaryota, Metazoa, Chordata, Aves, Pelecaniformes, Pelecanidae. The record is from RefSeq and is a predicted model, not a curated record.
UCUCCCCAGGGCUCCCCGGCCCCUCUUCUGGCACGGACGAGGAGGAUUGCCCGGAGUGCUCUGCUGAAAGCCGCUCCCUACAGCAGCUGCUGCCGGAGGACAGGCCAGCCCGAAGCCCUCAGCCCCGAGAGACGCCAGGCCCUGGAGCGAUACCUGCAGCUGCGGAGCGCUGGCUGGAUCCAGGACCGCUCUGGCAAGUGGGUGAAGGACGAGAAUGCCGAAUUCGACUCCGAUGAGGAUGAGCCGCCUGCGCUGCUGCCAGCCUGA